Molecule: messenger RNA, 3918 nt
Organism: Spirometra erinaceieuropaei
Lineage: Eukaryota; Metazoa; Platyhelminthes; Cestoda; Diphyllobothriidea; Diphyllobothriidae
Source: the annotation of a GenBank genome assembly
AUGCAAUCUACUCACCACCAGGCCUCUACUGAAGCCUCACAGCUUGCCGAAUCGUCGUGGUCGUCACCGCGUGGUGUGAUCAGAGAGACUACUGAGUCUUUCUCCUCCACUGAAGAAACACAGUCUUCCCACCACCAAUCCUCUGAUGACGCCUCUCAGCCUGUCGAUGCUUCGUCCUCAAGUGGUGUGAACACAGAACCUAGCGAGUCUGUCCCCUCCACUGAAGCCACGCAAUCUACCAACCACCAGUCCUCUACUGACGCCUCACAGCCUGCCGAGACGUCGUCGCCAAGUGGUGUGAACACAGAGCCUAGCGAGUCUGUAUACACCACUGAAACCACUCAGUCUACCAACCACCAGUCCUCUACUGACGCCUCACAGCCUGCCGAGACGUCGUCUCCAAAUGGUGUGAGAACAGAGCCUAGCGAGUCUGUCCCCUCCACUGAAACCACACAAUCUACCCACCACCAGUCCUCUACUGAAGCCUCAGAGCCUGCCGAAUCGUCCUGGUCGUCACCCAGUGGUAUGAACGCCGCGACUGGUGCCUCUUUAUCCUCCACUGAAGAAACACAGUCAUCCCAACACCAGUCCUCUGCUGAAGGCUCACAGCCUGUUGAGGCGGCGUGGUCGUCUUCCAGUGGUUUGAGCACAGAGCCUAGCGUGUCUGUCCCCUCCACUGAAGCCACACAGUCUACCAAGUACCAGUCAUCUUCUGAAGCCUUACAGCGAACCGAGUUGUCGUCGUCGUCGUCUCCUAAUGGUGUGAACACAGAGCCUAGUGACACUUUAUCCUUCACUGUAGCCACACAAUCUACCCACCACCAGUCCCCUACUGAAGCCUCACAGCCUGCGGAUUCGUCCUCGUCGUCGUAUCCAGUUGAUGUGAACACAGAGCCCAGCGAGUCUGUCUCCUCCACUGAAACCACACAGCCUUCCCCCCACCAGUCCUCUACUGACGACUCUCAGCCUGUCUAUGCUUCGUCUCUAAGUGGUGUUAGCACAGAGGGUAGCGAUUCCCUCUCAUCCACUGAAACCACACAAUCUGCCUACCACCAGUCCUCUACUGAAGUCUCACAGCAUGUCGAGUCGUCGAAGUCGUCGUCGUCGUCUCCCAGUGAUGUGAACACAGAGCCCAGCGAGACUGUCUCGUCCACCGAAGCCACGCAGUCUACCCACGACCAGUCCUCUACUGACGCCUCACAGCCUGCCGAGUCGUCGUCUCCAAAUGUUGUAAACACAGAGCAUAUCGAGUCUGUCUACUCCACUGAAACCACACAAUCUACCCACCAUCAGUCCUCUACUGUCGCCUCACAGCCUGCGGAUUCGACGUCGGCGUCUACCAGUGGUGUGAACACAGAGACUAGUGACUCGUUCUCCUCCACUGAAGAAACACAGUCUUUCCACCACCAGUCCUCUACUGAAGCCUCACAGCCUGCCGAGUCGUCGACAGCCUCUUCCAGUGAUGUGAAUACCGAGACUAGCGAGUCUAUCUCCUUUACUGAAACCACACAGUCUUCCAACUACCAGUCAACUUCUGAAACCUCACAGCCCGCCGUGUGGUCGUCGUCGUCUUCCAGUGAUGUGAAUACAGAGACUAGCGAGUCUAUCUCCUUUACUGAAACCACACAGUCUUCCAACUACCAGUCAACUUCUGAAGCCUCACAGCCCGCCGAGUGGUGGUCGUCGUCUCCCAGUGAUGUGAAUACAGAGCCUAGCGAGUCUAUCUCCUUUACUGAAACCACACAGUCUUCCAACUACCAGUCAACUUCUGAAGCCUCACAGCCCGCCGAGUGGUCGUCGUCGUCUACCAGUGAUGUGAAUACAGAGCCUAGCGAGUCUAUCUCCUUUACUGAAACCACACAGUCUUCCAACUACCAGUCAACUUCUGAAGCCUCACAGCCCGUCGAGUGGUCGUCGUCGUCUCCCAGUGAUGUGAACACAGAGUCAAGCGAGUCUGUCUCCUCCACUGAAACCACACAGUCUUCCCACCACCAGUCCUCUACUGAUGCCUCUCAGCCUGUCGAUGCUUCGUCUCCAAGCCUUGUGAGCACAGAGCCUACCGAGUCUGUCUACUCCACUGAAACCACACAGUCUACCAUCCACCAGUCUUCUACUGAACCCUCACAGCCUGCCGGGUCGUCGUCUUCGUCGUCUCCCAGUGUUGUGAACACGGGACCAAGCGAGGCCUUCUCCUCUACUGAAGCUACACACUCUACCCACGACCAGUCCUCUACCUACGCCUUACAGCCUGUAGAGUCCUCUUCUUCUCCCAGUGUUGUGAACACGGGACCGAGCGAGGCCAUCUCCUCCCCUGAAACCACACGGUCUACCCACUACCUCUCCCCUACUGACGCCUCACAGCCUCUCGAGGCCUCCUUUUCUCCCAGUUUUCUGAACACAGGGUCCAUCGAGACCUUCUCUUCCACUGAAGCUACGCACGCUACCCACUACCAGUCCUCUACUGGCGCCUCACAACCCGCCGAGUCGUCGUCGCCGUCGUCGCCCAGUGGUGUGAACACAGAGCUAGGCCAGUCUGUCUCCUCCACUGAAACCACACAUUCUACCAACUACCAGUCAUCUUCUGAAGCCUCACGGCCUGCCGAUUCGUCGUUGUCGUCUCCUAGUGGUGUGAACACGGAGUCAAGCGAGGCCUUCUCUUCCACUGAAGCUACACACUCUACCCACUACCAGCCCUCUACCUACACCUCACAGCCUGUCGAGUCAUCUUCUUCUCCCAGUGUUGUGAAUACUGCACCCAGCGAGGCCUUCUCCUCCACUAAAGCCACACAUUCUACACACUACCAGUCCUCUACCUACGCCUCACAGCCUGUCGAGUCCUUCACUUCUCCCAGUUUUCUGAACACAGGGUCCAUCGAGACCUUCUCUUCCACUGAAGCUACGCACGCUACCCACUACCAGUCCUCUACUGUCGCCUCACAACCUGCCGAGUCGUCGUCGUCGUCGUCGUCGUCGUCGCCCAGUGGUGUGAUCACAGAGCUUGGCCAGUCUGCCUCCUCCACUGAAACCACACAUUCUACCAACUACCAGUCAUCUUCUGAAGCCUCACGGCCUGCCGAUUCGUCGUUGUCGUCUCCUAGUGGUGUGAACACGGAGUCAAGCGAGGCUUUUUCCUCCACUAAAGCCACUCAGUCUUCCCACCACCAGUCCUCUACUGACGCCUCUCAGCCUGUCGAGUCCUCUUCUUCUUCCAGUGUUGUGAACACGGGACCCAGCGAGGCCUUCUCUUCCACUGAAGCUACACACUCUACCCACUACCAGUCCUCUACCUACGGCUCACAGCCUGUCGAGUCCUCUCCUUCUUCCAGUGUUGUGAACACGGGACCCAGCGAGGCCUUCUCCUCCACUGAAGCCACACAUUCUACACACUACCAGUCCUCUACCUACGCCUCACAUCCUGUCGAGUCGUCGUCGUCGCCCAGUGGUGUGCACACAGAGCUAGACCAGUCUGUCUCCUCAACUGAAACAACACAUUCUACCAACUACCAGUCAUCUUCUGAAGCCUCACGGCCUGCCGACUCGUCGUUGUCGUAUCCCGGUGGUGUGAACACGGAGUCAAGCGAGGCCUUCUCUUCCACUGAAACCACAUACUCUACCCACUUUCAGUCCUCCAAUGAACCAUCACAUCCUGCCGAGUUCUCGUCGCCUUUGUCGUCUCCCAGUGGUGUGAACACAGAGCCCAGCCAAUACGUCUCCUUUAGUGACGCCUCACACUCUACCGACUACCAGUUCUCCGCGGAAUCCGCGCAUCCUACAACUCUUUCUGCUUCGACUGAAUCUUCUCAAUCCAUUGCCGCCAGUGCACAGACUGAUAGCAUUUCCACGUCUGGUUUUUCACCACUAUCGCCUGCGUACUGCUGGCUUGUAUCUGUUAUGCUUUUUAUCUUAGCUUAUCCGUAG